GUGGCCUUUUCUAAUUGGCAAGCAAUUCGUGCCGUUUCCAUUCUAAGCCAGCUGCGCUUCCUAUAAAUAAAGCCUGCCCUCGCUCCUCCUCCUUCAUUCUCAGUUACUGUUUCUUUCUUUCGAUUAAUUAUUCUCUAGUUAUAGCCUCUCGAUUUCCUCUUCUCUCAAGAUGCAGAUCUUUGUUAAGACUCUGACCGGCAAGACCAUCACCUUGGAGGUUGAGAGCUCCGACACCAUAGACAAUGUCAAAGCUAAGAUUCAGGAUAAGGAGGGCAUACCCCCAGACCAGCAGAGGCUCAUUUUCGCGGGCAAACAACUCGAAGAUGGCCGCACCCUCGCGGACUACAACAUCCAGAAGGAGUCUACCCUCCACCUGGUGCUCCGCCUCAGGGGUGGAAUGCAGAUUUUUGUCAAAACCCUCACGGGCAAGACAAUCACCUUGGAGGUUGAGAGUUCCGACACCAUUGACAAUGUCAAAGCCAAGAUCCAAGAUAAGGAGGGCAUUCCCCCAGACCAGCAGAGACUGAUAUUCGCCGGCAAACAACUGGAAGACGGCCGUACCCUUGCCGACUAUAACAUCCAGAAGGAGUCGACACUGCAUCUGGUGCUGAGGCUCCGUGGUGGGAUGCAAAUUUUCGUGAAGACCCUCACCGGGAAGACGAUCACAUUGGAGGUGGAGAGUUCAGACACCAUCGACAAUGUGAAGGCCAAGAUUCAAGACAAGGAGGGUAUCCCACCGGAUCAGCAGAGGCUGAUCUUUGCCGGCAAGCAGCUCGAAGAUGGAAGAACCCUUGCGGAUUAUAACAUCCAAAAGGAAUCGACCCUGCACUUGGUGCUGCGUCUCCGCGGAGGAAUGCAGAUUUUCGUGAAGACCCUGACGGGGAAAACCAUCACACUUGAGGUGGAGAGCUCCGAUACUAUUGAUAAUGUGAAGGCCAAGAUACAGGACAAGGAGGGAAUCCCGCCGGAUCAGCAGAGGUUGAUCUUUGCGGGGAAGCAAUUGGAGGAUGGCCGGACAUUGGCCGAUUACAAUAUUCAGAAGGAGUCCACCCUGCAUCUUGUCCUUCGUCUCCGUGGUGGUUUCUGAGCCAUUGGCAAUGGUGGGGGUUGUGGCUUGUGUCAUGUGGGGUUGGGUAUGAAAUCAGUUGAUAGACAUUUUCUGUUUUUCAAUUUAAUAUGUAUGGUGAGGAGGUCCUAAGGAGUUCUUAAUGUUGAAUAAAAUUUUAAUUUUAAAUUUA
Molecule: messenger RNA, 1238 nt
Organism: Malania oleifera
Lineage: Eukaryota; Viridiplantae; Streptophyta; Magnoliopsida; Santalales; Ximeniaceae
Product: polyubiquitin
Exons: 2
Coding region: 170-1087 (305 amino acids)
Biological process (GO): protein ubiquitination; modification-dependent protein catabolic process
Cellular component (GO): nucleus; cytoplasm
Molecular function (GO): protein tag activity; ubiquitin protein ligase binding
Source: RefSeq, a predicted model, not a curated record